GCGGGCGGAGCAGACCAAUGCAACACCCUAUCCCAAACCGCUUUUACCAGCCUCUUGGCUGCCGGAGGAAACUGUGACCAACAAAACGCGGCUGACCAGAUGAUCGACCUCGCCAAACAGCUUGGUAAUGACGCUGAGAUGAUCAGGCUAACCCAGCUGUUUGUUGAGCAGCCUCGUAAUGCCCCCGACAGCUUACAAGUUCCCUACUGCCAAACCGCCCCAAAGAACUCUGAACUCAACGGAUUGUUCCACUGCCAGUUUGCCGGAUCCGACUUUACCAAGUUUAGCGGGGACCAGACUGGGAACGUACCGCUCGGAUUGGACGCUGUCAGUCCACCUGGUUCGUGCCCCGCCAAAACUGAUGGUCCAGUUCCCGAUGGCGUGCAGCUGAACACUCUCGUUCAGGAUCCUGGUGUUUGGUACGUUAAUGAACUACUAGUGGUAUGA
Messenger RNA from Desarmillaria tabescens, 447 nucleotides. RefSeq lists its product as uncharacterized. The transcript is spliced from 2 exons. Lineage: Eukaryota; Fungi; Basidiomycota; Agaricomycetes; Agaricales; Physalacriaceae. The annotation marks the transcript as partial. The record is from RefSeq and is a predicted model, not a curated record.